This is a messenger RNA of Carassius carassius (crucian carp), 1692 nucleotides long. RefSeq names its product short-chain dehydrogenase/reductase 3-like. The record is from RefSeq and is a predicted model, not a curated record. Gene Ontology annotation, molecular function: oxidoreductase activity, acting on the CH-OH group of donors, NAD or NADP as acceptor. The coding region runs from base 287 to 1198 and encodes 303 amino acids. Lineage: Eukaryota; Metazoa; Chordata; Actinopteri; Cypriniformes; Cyprinidae. The transcript has 6 exons. Gene Ontology annotation, cellular component: lipid droplet.
UGUGAGAGAGAGAGAGAGAGAGAGAGAGAGAGAGUGUGUCUCACAUGUGACAGUUCUUCACUCGGAGAUAGGUAAGACACUUGGCACGCUGAUGGACCUGCUUUGUUAGACCUGCUGGCACUUCAAGGGACUUUCUUCCUACAGACCAGGAGAGCAGGACGCAUUUCCAGUUACCCAGAGAACUACAGCGUGCCUUUUGACAGCUGACAAGUCACAAACACACUCCCUUCUUACGAGCUUGUUUUAUUCCACAAACUCUAUAGAAAUAUUUGACUCUUUGAGAGUAAUGAUGGAGAUGAAGGUCCUGGGAUGCGCGUUGCUUUUCCCUCUCCAGAUCUUCUUAUGCUCACUGAGGGCGAUCGUGCGCUUGUUUACGCGGCAGAAGCGCAGAGUUCUGGGCACUGAUGUGGUCCUCAUCACUGGAGGAGGAAGAGGAAUCGGCCGUCACCUGGCUAAAGAGUUCGCCAAGCAAGGAGCAAGAAAGGUGGUUUUGUGGGGCCGCACAGAGAAAUGUUUAAAAGAGACAUGUGAAGAGAUCUGUGUGACCGGAACAGAGUGCCAUUACUUUGUGUGUGACGUGGGCAACAGAGAGGAUGUGUACCAGCAAGCCAAAGUGCUCAGGGAAAAGGUCGGGGAUGUCACCAUUCUUGUCAAUAAUGCAGCUGUUGUCCAUGGAAAAAGUCUGAUGGACAGCGAUGACGACGCACUUCUGAAAACCCAGCACAUUAACACAUUUGGACAGUUCUGGACCACGAAAGCAUUUCUGCCUCGCAUGCUGGAGCUCUGCAAUGGUCACGUGGUAUGCAUCAACUCCAUUCUCUCCCUCUCCUCUAUCCCUGGAGCCAUUGACUACUGCACGUCCAAGGCCUCGUCUUAUGCCUUCAUGGAAAGCCUGACGCUAGGUCUACUGGACUGUCCAGGAGUGGGCUGCACCACGGUGCUUCCCUUCCAUACAGACACAGAGAUGUUCCAUGGCAUGAAAGUUAGGUUCCCUAAGCUGUUUCCGCCUCUGAAUCCUGAGAUGGUGGCCGAACGCACUGUGGAAGCUGUAAGGACCAACACUGCCUUCGUUGUCCUGCCAUGGACAAUGCACUUUCUUGUCAUUCUUAAGAGCCUUUUGCCCCAGUCUGCCCUGGAAGAGAUCCAUAAGUUUUCAGGAAGCUACACCUGCAUGAACACAUUCAAAGGCCGGACUUAAACUCAGAAACAGCUCGACUGUGAAAAAUCCCCAAAACCAAUUUUUCAUGCAAAGCAAGCACUACAUCCAGGAACAUCAAUCUGUUGCUUUGUGGACCAAAAAAAAAAAAAAAGACUGAAAGGGUCAGUGGGAACAGCGUGUUAAGAUGGCUUGUUUUCCCAGGAACGGGUUUUACGUGGUUGCCCUAUACUGGACUGCACACAGGCAUGUAGGUGAACCUGUUCCUUUGAUAUUGUGAUAGCAAGGAGCACAGACUGUUAGAGUUAACAAAGAAAUGGUUCUUAGAAUGCUCUGAGGUUUUAAUCAGGGCAUGUUUGCUCUUGACUUGGGAGUUUUAUUGAUUUUUACUGAUUUUGUCACAAAAACAAAAGUUAAAGUCUUCAACCACAUACGGCAAAUGCAUAUAUAUUUUUUCAAAUAUUUAUAUUUUUAUAGUUGCUGAUAUAGAUUGUAAAAUAUAUUGAGAUAAACAUCAAAUUUUAGUUAUUUUCUCA